CUCAGCGCUCCGCGCCGCCUCGGGCGCGCCGUCUGGUCUCCUGGGCGACGCGGGGUUUCCAGCUCGCGGCUCGAAACACCUUGCGGGACUAGACGUGCGAGCCUUGAAGUCGGCCCUGCGGAUAGUCGGCGUGAGCCAACCGCCAGCCGUAAUUAUCUAAAGAUGAAUGCUGUAAAGUUACCAACGUACAGACAGAACAGCAGAUUGCUAGAAUGUGGUCCAAAGGAAAAGCUGAUCAUUGAACCCAGUGAAGCAAUGUCAAAGAAUAAAGUUUCUACAAAAGUUAUUGAAAAUAAAAUCUCUCAAAAGAAUAUUGAUAAUAGAGAAUCUACAAAGAGUAUUGAAAAUAAAGAUAGAGAAACAAACUUACAAUCAAAACUGCGGUCAUUUUCCUUAAGAGAAAGCAAAGGUGAAAUUUGCAAAGAUGUUGUCAUAGCAGAACAGGAGAAAAAUAAUGAAUAUUCCUAUCAGGAAGCUGAUGUUAAAUUGUCUGAAUCCAUAGAUGAUGAUGAAGAUACUGGUGGUGAAGAUUAUGAAGAUGAUGGUAACUCUACUAAGGAGACUCAUGCUCCACUAGAGUUAAUGGCAGAAUUUCUGAGAGCAGAAAUGGGUCACGACUACCAUCUGGCAAAAAAAUUAUGUGAAAUGAUCCUGAUCUAUGAACCAGAAAAUCCUGAAGCCAAGGAGUUUUUCUCAGUUAUUGAAGAAAUGUUGCAGAUGGAGAAAACUCAGAGUCCUGAGGAAGGUGAUGAAGAGAGUGAAGAGGACAGCAGCAGCGAGAGUGACGAAGAAAGCAGCGAGGACCCCAGCGAAGAAAGCUCUGACGAAUGCGAAGACGACUGACCAGACUUGCUGCUGUGCUAUAAUUGCUGUGUGUUUUCAUUACUGCUUGCAUGAAAAUAUAAAGGAUUCUGGGAUUUUUUUUCAUUAUUUGAUAUAGAACUCUCUUGGAUUUUUUUUAAAUUUUGCUUUGUUUGGCUCCCAAGCAGUGCUCAGGGAGCCCAGGAGACAUUCCCAGUGCUAUUUGACUCAGCUGUGUGCACCUGAAGAUUCAGUGUUCAGGCCAGUAAAGUGCUUCUUGGGCCCAGGGAUGUUCAGAGCACCACACAAUGCCAAGGAUCAAACUUGGGGGUCCCCACAUGUGGUGUAUGGGCUCUACCCCUUUGAACAAGCUCUGCAACCCUGUCAGAGUUCUCUUGAUUUAUAUCCAUAUUCUUAGCUUGAACUCCUUAGUAUUGAGGUGUUAGAUUAGUAAAUUACCCAGAGAAGAAAGUAAUCACUGAAAUCAGUUACAUACCACCGUAUGCUAGUUACUGUUCAAACAGCUUUUCCCAUGUUGAUUCAGUCCAGCUACCCCAUAGAAGUACUAUUUUUGUAUUCGACAGACUGAGAAAAUGGUCACAGAGGAGAAAGAGGGUAGUUUUUACUGCAUCAUACAGUUAUUGAUUGGUCCAUGGACAUUAUAGUCUAUAAUCAAGACUUUGAGCAUCUCCCAUAACUACCACUUCAGUCACUUCUAUCUCCAGGCCAUUCAGCUGUGUUUUAUACCACUUGUUUUAUGUUCUUUGUAGCAUAAAUUAGUACCUGAUAUUAUUAUUCAUUUUUACUUUCCUGCAAAAAGUAGUUUCCUUGAAGCAGAAUUUUGUCUUUCUCUGUUACAUUCCUAGCAAUUGGACAAGUGUGAUCAAUAAUGGGAGAGAGUGUGUGCGCUAUAUGCACAUACACACCAAGUAAAGAGAGGGGUUUUGUUUGGUUUUGGGUCUUGGGCCUCACCUGGCAAUGCCCAGGGGUAACUCUUGAUUCUCGCACUCCGAAAUUAUUUCUGAUAGGUCUCAGGAGACCAUAUAGGAUGCUUGGGAUUGAAACCAGGUCAGCCACAUGCAAGGCAAGCACCCUACAGUCAGUAUUAUUCUCCAGUCCCAAAAGAAGUUAUUUUCCUCUGUGAAACAUUUAUAAGACUUUAUAUUUUUUUAUUGCUCCCUUCCCUUCAUUAUUAUUAUUAAAAUUAUUAUUAUUAUUAAAAUAAACUGAUUUUAUUUUGGGGAAGAUAUCACAUGUAGGGCUGGCUGGAAUGCUCUCAGUUUAGGUCUGAUGCUCACAGUGGCUCACACAUCAGAUUGUGGUGUUCACACUCAGCUGCCAUGCUGGCCAGCCUUGCAUUCUUUCAGCUGUGAUGCUUGCCCACAUUCUGACCAGAGUCACUCUCCUUUAGUUAUGCACGUGCACAAUAUGGUUGUGCUCACCAGCAGUUACCUCAGUGCUCACACGUGCUCGAAAGUGGUCAUAUUUCCUGGUGGAAUGUGACCAGAAAUAUCAACUCAGAGCUUUUAGUUGACUUCUUGCUGUCCAAGGACCUCACUCACCCAGCUACGAUUUGGCUGGAAAUCACUUGUGGGGCCAGGGAUUAUAGGCAGCUGUCAGGCUCACUCGGUCAUGUGACAUUGAACACAACCUUAUACUUGAAGGCAGAUGUUAUAAGCUACGAGCUGUUCCUCCAGAAUAUUCUAAUAUUAGAAUAUUA
Molecule: messenger RNA, 2521 nt
Organism: Sorex araneus (European shrew)
Lineage: Eukaryota; Metazoa; Chordata; Mammalia; Eulipotyphla; Soricidae
Gene: ERICH2
Product: glutamate rich 2
Exons: 9
Coding region: 163-843 (226 amino acids)
Source: RefSeq, a predicted model, not a curated record